AUGUCAGGAGAAACAUUCAAAGAUAUUGUUGGAAGUGCAUAUUACAUUGCACCUGAGGUGUUGAAGAGGAAAUAUGGACCAGAAGUAGACAUUUGGAGUGUUGGUGUCAUGUUAUACAUUCUUCUAUGUGGUGUUCCACCAUUUUGGGCAGAAUCUGAAAAUGGGAUAUUCAAUGCCAUCCUAAGAGGCCACGUUGACUUUUCGAGCGAUCCAUGGCCCUCCAUUUCACCUCAAGCAAAAGAUCUUGUAAGGAAAAUGUUGAAUUCAGAUCCUAAGCAGAGGCUAACAGCAUAUGAAGUUUUGAAUCAUCCUUGGAUCAAGGAAGAUGGAGAAGCACCAGAUACACCUCUUGAUAAUGCUGUGCUCAAUAGGCUCAAACAGUUUAGAGCAAUGAAUCAAUUCAAGAAAGUUGCUCUAAAGGUUAUUGCUGGCUGCCUAUCAGAGGAAGAAAUCAUGGGAUUGAAGCAGAUGUUUAAGGGUAUGGACACUGACAACAGUGGAACCAUUACAAUUGAAGAGCUCAAGCAAGGACUUGCAAAACAAGGAACUAAACUGUCUGAAGCAGAAGUUAAGCAAUUAAUGGAAGCUGCAGAUGCUGAUGGUAAUGGAAUCAUAGACUACGACGAGUUCAUCACAGCAACAAUGGCCAUGAACCGAAUGAACAGAGAAGAACAUGUUUACACUGCCUUCCAAUACUUCGAUAAAGAUAACAGCGGGUACAUCACCAUUGAAGAACUAGAGCAAGCUCUCCAUGAGUAUAACAUGCAUGAUGGCAGAGACAUCAAGGAAAUCAUUUCAGAAGUUGAUGCAGAUAAUGUGUUCGAUGAUCCCACGUCAUUAACCGAGGAGGAGAUGUAUGAAUUGCGAAACAACUGGGCUACUUGUUUUCUUGACCUGUACAAUCCCGAGGUAGAUUAUGUUGUUUCCGAUGAUGAGGUUUAGGAGCUAGCUAGUUACGAUAGAUUGACAUUAACUAGGAUGUUUUGAAUUGUAAUGACUUGUAUUUUGCUUGAAUGUUAUAACAUUUUGGAUUGUUUUGGUAUUUUGCUUGACUUGUAAGACUUGGUAUUUUAU
This is a messenger RNA of Trifolium pratense (red clover), 1074 nucleotides long. Its product is annotated as calcium-dependent protein kinase 17-like. Gene Ontology annotation, biological process: peptidyl-serine phosphorylation; protein autophosphorylation; intracellular signal transduction. The transcript has 8 exons. The record is from RefSeq and is a predicted model, not a curated record. The coding region runs from base 1 to 942 and encodes 313 amino acids. NCBI's taxonomy places the organism in Eukaryota, Viridiplantae, Streptophyta, Magnoliopsida, Fabales, Fabaceae. Gene Ontology annotation, molecular function: calcium-dependent protein serine/threonine kinase activity; calcium/calmodulin-dependent protein kinase activity; calmodulin binding. Gene Ontology annotation, cellular component: cytoplasm; nucleus.